This is a messenger RNA of Pseudoliparis swirei, 5551 nucleotides long. RefSeq names its product leucine-rich repeats and transmembrane domains 2a (gene lrtm2a). Bases 1745 to 2956 code for a protein of 403 amino acids. The record is from RefSeq and is a predicted model, not a curated record. Gene Ontology annotation, molecular function: protein binding. The transcript is spliced from 9 exons. Gene Ontology annotation, cellular component: plasma membrane. NCBI's taxonomy places the organism in Eukaryota, Metazoa, Chordata, Actinopteri, Perciformes, Liparidae.
CUCCCGAUUACCCACCCCGGGGCUAAAGUAGGCCUAUCUUGUCUUCUUGUCGGCAAGUGUUCAUUUUUCACAAAAGAGAGUAACGCGAGUAACGAACUCAUUUAAAUUUCAGUUAUUGUAACUGCGUUAAUUGACCAAAAAAAAUACUUCGUUACAUGCUCGUUACCGCUAAAAGUAGUGGAAUUACAGUAAUGCGUUACUCCCAACACAUAUUGGUUGAAAGUGUCACGAGGGGAAUGCGAUGCCACGCGAUACGGUUGGCUGGAGAGAAGACGUAUCACUCUGUUGGACUAAUUGAAACGACAAACGCACUCUUGGUGCACUCAUGGAAAUACAGAGGAGAGCUGCGGAGAUCCCGCACGGGUUGAAUGUCGACCUGAAGCUACUCCUGCAAUUCAUGUUAGUUAGCGACAGCCGAUAUGAUCUUCUACUCGCAACGCUGGUCAUUUCAAUCUUUAAAAGUGACUUUCAGCCCAGUAUCAAAAUUAAAAGCUGCAAACCUCGAGGAUUUGAAGAAUGCCCUCAGCUAAUAAGAAAAAAAGAGGACCGAUGACAGAUUUGGCGGCUACAGUCGGCUACGAUUGUUAGAGACGGAGAUUCCAUGUAUUUUGCCAGCCCGGGUGCCAGACCUCCCAGUCACUCCCACCAAUGCGCCCAUAUUUCUCACAUUCACACACUUCUUCUGCAUCGAAAGUCUGCACCGUUGAGCCAAAUGUUUCACAUGCUCAUUAAAAGCACAAUGUGUGUGUGAGUGUUUGUGUGUCAACUAUGAUUCAGUCCAUGUACGGAAGAAGCCAAGUAAUUAUAUGCUGUGUGCAAACAAACACGCAAUCCCCCCCACCAGGACAUAUCCCCACCCCCCCUCUUACUGGCUCAAAAACGAUCACUGGUGUCUUCCAAAGAAAACAUUGGUGCUUUCCCACCAUGACUUGCACAAACAAGGAAUUUGACGAGGUAAAGUGUCUCUCAGUGCUUACACAAAAUAUACAUUUCAACACAGUACAAUACAGAACAAACAAAAACAAACAGUUCAGUACAGAACAAACAGUGCAACGGUCUAAGAAGUUUUUGAAAGUGACUUAAAGUAUAUACAAGAGGAAUGGCUAUAUACAGUAGCUGUGAAACAGUAGUGCCAGAAGAAGUGGAGAGUGCGAGAAGUGCAGGGAUAAAUAUAUAUGCUACAGUGGGUUAUUGUUCAGUAGUGAGACGGCGAGGGGGAAGAAACUGUUUUUGUGUCUCGAGGUUUUGGCGAACAGGGAUCUGUAGCGUCUACCAGAGGGGAGGAGUUUAAAUAGUCUGUGUCCGGGGUGGGAGGAGUCUGCAGUGAUUUUUCCUGCCCGUUUCCUGACUCUGGAGGUGUACAGGUCUUGGAUGGUGGCCCCUUUAAAAUUGUUAUUUUUGGGGUAUUUUUUGCGAUGACGGCUGAUUGAUGGCAGAAAGCUAUAAGGCUGGUGUUGUAUAAGAUUCGGUCAAAAGGUGUCACACAAAGUACUGCAGCCGAGGACAGACACAUGGACCGAUGUGAUGGGGCCAGAGGUUCCUGCUGUGAGGAGCUGGAUGCUGAACACGUCAGCCCUUAACCCGUCUCCUGGAUACACACAACAAGCACGUUAACCGGAAGGUUUGGGCUUUGGCAAAGCUUUCAGAGGAGGGAAAUACGAGAAGGUGUUUUGUUGUAGCAUGGCGGCUUGACGCCCCCAAAGCCCCGCCCCUCAGACAGAGGAAGGCUGCCGAGCUCUGUGUCAUGCCCCCCCACAUCCACCCCCAUGAGGGCAUCGGCCUGCUCCCGCCCGCUUCUGCCACGCACCACUUGGCCAGACCUGUCUUCCUCUGUGUCCUCUCCCUCCUGGCGACGCUGCUGCCGGCCGCCUCCUCCUGCCCUCCUCCCUGUCUCUGCGACUCACACAGUCUGGUGGUGGACUGCAGAGGCCGGGGUCUCUCCUCCCCGCCCCCCCUUCACCUCCUGCCUCCAGGGAGCCGCUCCCUCCUGCUAGCCAACAACAAGCUGGCCUCGCUGGGAGCCUCUGCCCUCGCGAACCUCUCCUCUCUGGAGGAACUGGACCUCUCCAAUAACUACCUGGAUAAUUUACCAGCUGGAUUAUUCAGAGACAUGUCCAACCUGACGAGACUGACUCUGCACAACAACUCACUCACCGCAAUGGACAGAGAUCUCUUCCAGGGUUUGGGGGGUCUUCAGAGUCUGGAUCUGUCCCUGAAUGGCCUGUCCUCUGUUCCUGUGGGGCCACUGGAUGAGCUGCAGAGCCUCAGGUGGCUGUCUCUGGCGGGAAACCGGCUUCGUGGUCUGGAGAGGGCAGCGUUUGAGCCGCUUGCUAACCUACAACACCUGGAACUGGGGCGUAACCCCUGGGAGUGUGACUGCAACCUCCGCGAUUUCAAACACUGGAUGGAGUGGCUGCUGUACAGAGGGGGGAAGGUGGACGCGGUCGAGUGCACGCUACCGAAGGAUCUGCGCGGGCGAGACAUCCGCGGCGUUCCGGUGGAAAUGUUCAACUACUGCCUCCAACUCGAAGAUGGGAACGGGGGUGCGGGAGGCGAGGGUUCCCGUUCCGGACAAGGAGGCGUUCCUCCCUGCAGCAGGAACGCCCCGAGUGGGGCAACACCCAUCUCUGGCAACGGCAACACUGGUGGGGACUCCGCUUCAAACACGGGAGGAGGAGGAGGAGGAGGAGGAGGAGGAGGAGGGGCCCCGUCGGAUUGCGUCCACACCCGUUACCGACCCGUCAGCGUGCGCCGCGCCAUCGGCACCGUGGUGAUCGCCGGCGUGGUGUGCGGCGUCGUCUGCAUCAUGAUGGUCGCAGCCGCGGCUUACGGCUGCAUCUACGCCUCGCUGAUGGCCAAGUACCAGAGGGAGCUGAAGAAGAGGCAGCCGCUGAUGGGCGACGGAGAGGCGGACGGGGAGGACAGGGAGGAGAAACAGAUCUCCUCUGUGGCCUAGAGGAGCGGCGGGGGAGCGUCGACAUGUCAAAGGGUGAAGGUCGGAGAGGGGGAACAUUUAAAAGGGCUCAGAGGACAGAGAUUGAAGAGCUUGUUUAACGCACGCAGACAAUUAUGGUAUCUCCGAAUCGGACUCUCAAACUGACGCCUUUCUCCCACUUUUUAUCCUCUGUCUAUUUUUAACCUCCCUCUCUCUCACACUUCACAUACACUACCGUUCAAAAGUUUGGGGUCAUCCAGACAAUUUCGUGUCUUCCAUGAAAACUCACUUUUAUUUAUCAAAUGAAUUGAAAAUUGAAUAGAAAAUAUAGUCAAGACAUUGACAAGGUUAGAAAUAAUGAUUAAUAUUUGAAGUAUUAAUUUUGUUCUUCAAACUUCAAGCUCAAAGGAAGGCCAGUUGUAUAGCUUAUAUCACCAGCAUAACUGUUUUCAGCUGUGCUAACAUAAUUGCACAAGGGUUUUCUAAUCAGAUAUUAGUCUUCUAAGGCGAUUAGCAAACACAAUGUACCAUUAGAACACUGGAGUGAUAGUUGAUGGAAAUGGGCCUCUAUACACCUCUGGAGAUAUUUCAUUAGAAACCAGACGUUUCCACCUAGAAUAGUCAUUUACCACAUUAACAAUGUAUAGAGUGUAUUUUUGAUUAAUGUUAUCUUUAUUGAAAAAACAGUGCUUUUCUUUGAAAAAUAAAGACAUUUCUAAGUGACCCCAAACUUUUGAACGGUAGUGUACAUCUUAUCUGUUCUCUGAUUUUUUUUACCGCCGUAUUUGUUAUCAAUCGUCCCUCCAACUCCCCUACCAACCAUCUACUGCUGCUCUCGGCUGCUGCUGAAAUAACCUUUAGAUUGGCUGAGAGAAACAAAUGUAGUAAUCUUUGUAGGAUGAAACAUCAUAAAAGCGGUCACAAGAUGUUUGCGGUGUACAGUCAGUAUUUGUAAAACUGGAUUACAUUUUCAGGAAUUUGCGGUAUGUAUGGUGUCAAUUGGACCAAUAUUCAUAAGGAUGAGAAGAAGUUCUAAUAUUAGGUUUCGCCCAGCUCUCGUCUUGUUUGUGUCUUUCUCUAAAAAACCAGGACUCCAAACCCAGAUCCCUUCACCCUCGUCUGUUCCCUUUCUCCUCCAAGUCCCGAAGAAACAGCCAGUAUUGGAGAGCUUGGAGGAAAAAAGAGAAAUGUAAUGGAUAAACACAAAGAGAUAACAUUUAUUUGGUCGAUGCCUCUCGAGCGUUUUGUUGCGGGGGAAAACUGGAGAGCACAAACACUCCUGAGUCUCCCUUCAGACUCUUAACAGGAAACCAUUGAGAUUGACUAAAUAAUCAUUCAUGGAUGGCUGGACAUUUCAAAUACAUUAGAAUACAUACGAUUACAUAUUUGGACCAGAUCUGUUUCUCUCUUGAUCUUUUCCUCCACCAGAUGUCACACACUGGAGCUGUGUGUGGGAUUCUACAUGAAUAGGAUCGGUUCAGUUCAGGGGAACAAACCCUUUGAACUGGAAUUUGACUCUUCCGUCUCUUUCAGUUGUGUUCAGAAGCUCUUGCUUACAUGAUGCUUGUUAAAUGAUGAUGAUCAUUUUCUGGACGGAUCAAAAGCCAGCGGUCAAGCUCAUUUUCUGGUACCUCUUGGACUACGCUUCUAGCUUUGCUGGUAUGCACAAUUGUUGAAAUUAAAUGAUUGACAUUUAAAGGACCACAGACUUUGCUUUAAAACAAAUGUUCUUUGUUCGGAGCUCAUUUUCAGACUGAUUUCACCCCUCAAAGGUGAAUGUUUGGCAUUAUGGCAUGGAAGCACUAUCUCAGAGAACCCUGUCCCCUGUCAAGGACUACAAACCGUCAUCUAAGGACUAAAAACGUCAGACUCCUGCACUUUAUUUCUCUAAUCAGAUCCGGCCUCCCUCCAGUCUCUUUUAAAAUUGAUGAUGUACCCAGAGGGAUUAUAACGUACAAGGGAUGAAACAAAAAGACGCUGCUAUUUUUCCCCCAUCCUUUUAUCCCUCCUUCCACCUUACCAUCCAGUGCUAUUUAUAGAAAGUAUUUCACACUUUCUUAAAAUAAUGUUUCUUUUAUCCCUUCUCCCCCGAUUGUGGUCCUUAUGUUUUUAGCCUCAAAAAGUAAGCAAUAUCCAAUGGCUGCUGUGUCACCAUAACAUGAAAAUGAUGUCAUCGCCGAAGAGUCUCUCUGUUAAAAACUUAGUAAUCAUCACAUAUGUGAGAGGAAUCUGUUUGAUUGGCACUCCUUGAUUCACAAAAAGGUUAGUUUGUUUGCCUUGCAUGGUGUUUGCUUCAGUAUCCUCAUUCAUGCACGAAAAUAUGUAAACACUGAUAACCAGUCUCAAGAAUCUGGCUUUCAUUGCAUCUUGCUCCCCUAAAGAAGAACUAUCGUCCCCUCUCAAUUUAUAAUUGGCUGGAAAAUAAAAUAUUUAUAUUGUGUUAUCUUAUACCUGGGUAUGAUGCAGAUAAAUAUUAUAUUAAUGGUGUGUUGGCCCAGCGAUCCUCAAAAUGUUUUUGACGUAAGUAUCAAUUUCUGUAUCAAUUCAUGGGGUAUGUCUUUUGUUGUGUUAACGACUUCUGUUUUGCUUUAGGUUUAAAUAUCUGUGUGAUGUUCA